Messenger RNA from Pecten maximus, 6093 nucleotides. Its product is annotated as dual specificity tyrosine-phosphorylation-regulated kinase 2-like. The coding region runs from base 238 to 1857 and encodes 539 amino acids. Lineage: Eukaryota; Metazoa; Mollusca; Bivalvia; Pectinida; Pectinidae. Gene Ontology annotation, biological process: peptidyl-threonine phosphorylation; peptidyl-serine phosphorylation. Gene Ontology annotation, molecular function: protein serine/threonine/tyrosine kinase activity; protein serine/threonine kinase activity; ATP binding. Gene Ontology annotation, cellular component: nucleus. The record is from RefSeq and is a predicted model, not a curated record. The transcript has a single exon.
UGACGUUGACCAACCGGGUUCUGCUUGGCAACCAAUCCUCCAUUCUUGUCUUGAAAAUAGCAACAGAGUGUGGGGUAAACGUAGCAGAAACACACUGAAAUUGGAUAAAAUCGUGUUUUUUUCAAGUGAUAAACAUGUUGAGGAAGAUGUGGGAAAUAUUUAUCUCGACAAACGUGGAAGAUUAGAUGGAGAAAAACUGCAGUGGAAGGAACAUAACCGGAGGGAAGUAUCAUUAGUAUGACGACUCGGGUAAAUCAUAGAAUGAAUCCACCGGCAGCUCAUCCCUAUAGCCUGCCCCCGUUAACAUCCCAGACAGUAGGUGGGGGAGUUCAAAGUGCUGGAUUGAAAGUGCAACAACUUUAUAACGAUGAUCACGGAAAACACCAAAAACAUCACGUCGGAACAGCCGACGAAACGCGGUCCCUACCCAAUCCCCGUCCUAGCUCGAGUGCAGGCAGCAAUACGAGUAAUAAGGGGGGAUCAGCUGUAGGUAAAAGGAAUAGACUGACCCCAGAAACGGCUAUGAAGCAGUAUAUGACCAAACUGACCUCAUUUGAGCACCACGAAAUCUUCAAUUUCCCAAACAUCUUUUUUGUUGGUCCUAACGCGAAGAAAAGGCAAGGGGUCGUUGGGGGUGCAAAUAACAACGGUUACGACGAUGAACAGGGAUCUUACAUGCAGGUACCCCAUGACCACAUUUCCUACCGAUAUGAAGUGUUGAAGGUGAUUGGCAAAGGAAGCUUUGGCCAGGUGGUGAAAGUGUAUGAUCAUAAGGCACAUGAUCAUGUAGCCCUAAAAAUGGUUAGGAAUGAAAAGCGAUUCCACAGACAGGCACAAGAGGAAAUUCGUAUUCUGGAGCACCUUAAGAAGCAGGAUAAGGACAAUGCCUUUAACAUUGUACAUAUUUAUGAGCAUUUCGUAUUCAGAAAUCAUAUAUGUAUAACCUUUGAACUUCUCAGUAUGAACUUGUAUGAACUCAUCAAGAAAAACAAAUUCCAGGGAUUUAGCUUGCAACUUGUCCGCAAGUUUGCACACUCAAUAUUGCAAUGCUUAGAUGCAUUGUACAAGAACCGUAUCAUACACUGUGAUCUCAAACCAGAGAACAUUCUUCUCAAACAACAGGGCCGUAGCGGUAUAAAGGUAAUAGACUUUGGUUCAAGCUGUUAUGAACACCAGCGGAUCUAUACAUAUAUCCAAUCAAGGUUCUAUCGCGCACCAGAGGUGAUUCUAGGGGCCAAGUAUGGAAUGCCUAUUGAUAUGUGGAGUUUGGGUUGCAUUUUGGCAGAAUUACUAACCGGUUACCCACUAUUCCCUGGAGAAGAUGAGGGUGAUCAACUGGCCUGUAUCAUUGAAUUACAGAACAUGCCACCCCAAAAAUUUCUAGAUAGCGCUAAACGCUCUAGAAAUUUCAUCAGCUCUAAAGGAUACCCUCGUUACUGCACAGUCACAACUUUGCCAGAUGGUUCAACAACUUUACAGGGUGGAAGAUCAAGGCGAGGAAAAACGAGGGGAAAACCUGGGAGCAAAGAUUUUGUCACUGCACUAAAGGGAUGUGAUGAUUUAAUGUUCAUAGAUUUCCUGAAGCGUUGUUUAGACUGGGAGCCAUCUGCUAGAAUAACACCUAGUCAAGCCCUACGCCACCAAUGGCUGCGACGUAGAUUACCUAAACCACCACCCCAAAAUGAUACCAGAUCAGAUUCUGCAUCGCGUCGGAAAUCCACUGCCAACACUAGUGCAGUGUACCCAGGUAGUAAGCUGGCCAGUGGAAGCUCCAGUAGAGGAAAGACAGGUGCUCCUGUAUCCUUAGUAGAAACUGAGAUAGCGCGAACAAAACUGCCACAAAUACCAACCUUAUAGGGAUUAUUGUUGUGUGAUUACUCAAAUGCAAGACAUACUCUCCAUGCCGUCCAAUGGAUAAUGAUGAGAAUUCUUCAAAAGUGAUCAUAUGAUAUUGUACACGUGUAUUUGAAUGAUGUGUUGUAUUUUAUCCUGUCCAAUAUUACUUCUUAUUUACACAAAAUGUGGUGGAAUGAUGUUCUGUGAAGUUAUUAUACAACAUAAAAGCCAAAUCUUUGUUCUAUGUGGAAUACAGAUGCAACGACACCUUAAGUUUAGGGAUGGCUGCUUAGAUUUGAGGAAUGUACUGGAUUGUGUAAGAAAAGGGAGAUAAUACAUGCACACCAUGGAACAUAUAAACUGAAACGGAUUGUAAUGUGUACUUGUGCAGUAUAGGGCUAGGCAGUCAGGAGUUACAGUUUGCAUGUUGGUUUUGAAAUGCAUUCUGCAAGGUUAAAAUGCCUUUCUAUUCAAGGAAAAUUCUAUAACCAGCAUGGCAGAGAAAAGUUUACAUAUACAUUUUGUGCUACUGUUCUAUACCACCAAAUUUUGUGGACAAGAAAUUGCACAAGAUCCUUGUGCAUUACAAUUUGAGCAUCACUGUGAUGGAAUUUUUUACAAUGUGUUUUCUAAGUCGUUUUAAUCCCCUUUUUGAGAGAGAGCGAGAGCGAAUAUUCUGAUUUUCUGUUAGAUUAUAUUAUUAUUCACCAUUUGUACUGUCAUUGUUACAGUAUUAUAAGUAUUCCAUCUGCAAUAACUGGGAUAUCAUAUCGAUACAUAAGUGUAGCUUUAUCAUUUCCACUUAUGAGCAGAAGCAACAAAACCAUUCUGAUGCAUAUUUCUGAUUUUCCCCCCUUUCAUUUUUUUCUGCUUAAAUUUUGCCAGCAAUGAAAUAUAAAAGUUAUGUUGGCAGUGUUUUUUGUAUAGUGAAAUCUCUAUAUAUGUCAUUUAUGGUUAGUAAGUACCUUACUUUAUAGUUCAUAGUGAAGCUGAUUUUUUUUCCACAUGAGUUCAAGUAUCCAUUUUAUGUUGUGCCUUUUUAAGAUGUUUUACUGAAAGUCAGCUUAUUACCUCAUAUUUCUGAUUCAUACAAGAUUUUGAAUGCAAGAUUUUAGAUAGCAGUUCAGUUUUUGUGGAUAUGCACAAUAUUUAAAAUUGAUGUUGCAGAAAUUAGAAUUGUUGGCUUUGAAAGCAUUGAUUUAUAUUUUUUCAUUAUAUUACUUAGGCAUUUCUUGUUUGAAUAUAUACAAUCAACCACUCAAAAUGUUCCAAACCUUGAAAUCGCCUACCGUUGAUAUGCUAACCCGUGCAAAUUGAUGUGCUGGUAUCUUGUUUUGUGUUUUCAUUUUUUUUUUUCUGAUUUCUUAUAACUUGAAAGAAUUAAUUAAUUCAAGUCGCUGUAGACAAAACAGAAAGUUUUUACCAACUUUUUCCUUAGAAUUAGAAAGAUUGCAGUUGAUUAUUUUCAGAAGGGGGAAAGUUUGGAAUGUGAACUAGCUGUACUUUGUUAGUUUUGUCUUUGUUGCCCACAAUGUGUGUUAAUUUAUGUUAAGAAGCUGCACACCAUUUCUCUGCCUUUGAAUGUUGAUAAGAUAAGCCUGCUGUUAGUGUAACAUAUAUUUCCUUGAUUAAUGUGCCAUCUACUAUUUAUUAUCUGUAAUGUGCUUAUAACAAAGUUUGCUCCUUAAAAGUGAAUAUUUUUUACCAAACUGUUUCAGUUAGUUUGUAAAAUUAUAUUUUUUUCAAAAAAAUAUUACAAUGUAAUAAUAUGAUUUUAGUAUAAUAAAAUGUUUAAUAUUAAAUGAGUGAUGAGUAUUGUAGAAAAUAUUUAAGAGAGCUUGUUUUUUAAAAAUCAAACUUUCUAAUCUAAUCGGGUUUUUUUACCUAGACAUCAAAACAUUCAUUUGCAAAUCCAAAUCACAAACUUCUGCUGUUUGAUGUUAUUAAGUGAUAACACUAAAUUGGAAGUUGGAGAAUCUUUGAACCAGGGGUAGACUAGUACUAUUGUGCUUUUGUAGGAAACUCAACCAAAGGACAUUUGUAAUGUUUUUUUCUGCAUGCAUGAAUAAGGCUCACUGCUGGAAUUAACUGGGGGUUACCAGGGUUGGAUGGGGUAUACUUUCAUGACAGUUGUGGCAUAUUUUUUGUUAGUGAUAGAUACUAAGGGACAUCUCUUAGUGUGUGCAAAAAUUUUAUACUUUUAUCAUAAAUGACAAUAUCCUGAAUUUUUAUGUAUACAUGUACAUAUUGGUGUAAUGAAAUUAGAGAACUGCUUUGUGUUAAAUUAGUUGAUAAGACAUGCACAUCAUGGGAAAAACAAUGGGACAUCUAUAAAUAGAUAUAUACAGCAUCCAUUAUUUCCAAAGGCAGCAUUUUUAUCUCUCUCUCCCCCCCCCCCCCCCCCCCCCCCCCCCCCCUUUUUUUUUUCUUUUCUUUUUCUUUUUAGUAGGACUUUAAUUUGCUGAUUGGAAUUUCUAUCUAAUAUUAUGCACUAGGCUGUGUAUGAAUACAUGAAGCAUAUGUAAUCAAUAGGAAAUUAAAUGAAGCAAAUCAAGACUUAAUCUGCAGUAUGGUUCAAUUUGUAUGGUGUACACAUAUAUAUGGAAAUUCUCUACUGAUGGUGGCAUUGCUUCAGUGAACAAUGAGAAUGGUUUGCUAAACAAAUAUCUUGUGUUUAUUAUGCUACUACUAAAGCCUCCAUCCUCCCACUCAUUGGAGUAGUAUAUCCAAACUGGAAGAAAACAAUAGGGCAAAUCUUGAGUUAUGUCACUGCAAUACAGCUAAGAGGGAAAUAAUCAAUGAAUGUGAUCAAUGUACAUCAGGAAACUGCUGGUGCUACAACUGUAACAGAGACCAAGCAUGGUACCAAUAUUACAAAUCUCCUGUGCCUAGUCUGGUACAAUCUCUAGCCAAAUCUUGCAUACGUAGCGUGUCUAAUCUUUUUCACAGUGGAAAACAUUCACUAAAUUUUGGAUUGUUAUAAAAGUUAAGUUUUAACGAUUAUAAAUACUAGUGCUUUUCAACCAAGAUUUGCAUUCAGUUUUAGUUGAAGAAAAAAAAAUCCUUUUUAAAAAAUUUAUUAACUUUGAACAGUUACUUUUAUAAUGAAUUGCUGUAUGUUUGUUAUUAUCAAGGUUGUUUUUCUAUGCUGAAUUUUAUUUUCGACAGGAUUUUGGAAUAAGGAAACAAUGUAAAUGUGGGAUCUUUUAUUUAAAAAAUGAAAUAUGAGACAGUAUACAAGCUUUAAAAGCUUUGCUCAAGGAUCAAAUUUAAUUUUUACCAUUUAUGUGAACUAGCUAUACUGUACAAUCUGAUAUUCUUGCACACAGUACUCUCAAUGAAUUGGUUUGUGAUCGAACAAUAUGUUUGUAUAGAUAAUGAGUUCUCACUAUUAAUGAUUUUCAUUCUUUCAUACCUACAAUAGAAGAGCUCACUCUGCAAGAAAAUCAUAAAUAUAUCAUUGUUUUAACUUGAGCAUAAUAUGUUGUUUUGAUCUUUCAUUAAUAAUGCAUCAUUGUAUUGGAUUUAAAUUUACUUUCUACAUGUAUAUGCAUUAUCAAUGCUCCAUGAAACUAUCGGAUUAUUAAAAUAGUUUAAGCAUUUUAUGAUACAAUCUUGGGGAUUCCAUUAUUUGUAGAUCACUGUUUGUAAAUUUUCUUUUCCUGAAGUUAUUCAUGAAUUCAAGAUUUCUGAUGAAUUGGUACACAUAUUUUUCAAGUACUGUAUGAAAAAUGAUCAAACCUGAAUGGUUGUGAAUUCAAAUUAAGACAAAAUCUUGUGUAAAUUAAAAUAAAAAAUUUAAAAGUUUUAGCUAUAAUUUAUUAUUAAUUGUGAACAAAUUCAUUGUAUUUGUAAUUAUAUCAUGAUUUAUUUUUAUUCUUUUGUAUAAAUUUAUUACUGUAAUAUGAUUUUUAACCAUUACCACUGUUCUUUAAUAUUUUCAAUUUUUGUAUAUAACCGUUUCCCUGUCUUAUCAUCAUCAUUGUCCUCAGUCUUGCACAUUGUGCAAACAUUAUUAUAUUAUUAUACUCUUUAUCAUGUCUGCCAAGUUUCUGUACAGUUUUAAAACCAGAGAGAAUGUGAUAGCUUGCAUUUUAAAAAUGCAGCUUUAUGUAGAAAAUCUCUUCAAAAGAUUUAUACAGAUAUGAACUUCUUAACCCACUGACAAGUUUUAUUACAAAAAUAGACUGUAUCAAUUAUUUUUAACUGAAGUGUAAUUGAACAAUGUAUAUUAAAGAUGACACAGGUUCCAUGUGA